This is a messenger RNA of Macadamia integrifolia, 2701 nucleotides long. RefSeq names its product amino acid transporter AVT1C-like. Gene Ontology annotation, molecular function: metal ion binding. The transcript has 15 exons. The record is from RefSeq and is a predicted model, not a curated record. The coding region runs from base 478 to 2379 and encodes 633 amino acids. Lineage: Eukaryota; Viridiplantae; Streptophyta; Magnoliopsida; Proteales; Proteaceae. Gene Ontology annotation, cellular component: plasma membrane.
UCUCUUCCCUCCGGCGUGCGAUUCUCCCCCUUCCGGCGUGCAAGGCAGAGACGACGACAGUACGGUUUUCAUCCAUAAAUAAAGGGCAAAAGAGAGUGAAGCCAGAGAUGUCUCCCUCUUUCUCGCCCUUCACGGAACAAAUGCGGCCCUGAAACAGAGGAACCGGUGAUAAAGAGCAUUUUAAUGUCGACCCACCUCCUCUGAACUCUCGCUUUCUCCUUCUCUCUCUGUCUCCUUCUCUUCGUCGUAAUCUGAACAUUGUCAUCCCUUCUGGUUGCUUAGAAACCAUUUGUUUCACAUCUCUCUGUUUUGGGUUGGAUGAACCCACCAUCAUAAAGGAUAACAGAGGAGAGAUCUUUUGUGGUUUUUUGCAAUUUCUCACUUCUGUUACUCAGGUCUCCCUCUUUUUUUUUUGUUCUUUCAAAGUUCUCUUUACAUUAUCGCAUUAUAUCUGGUUUUCCUGUUUGAGUGGAAGAGAUGAGUAAAGAAGAGUUUUUGAAGAUCCAGACUUGUGUACUCAAAGUGAACAUUCACUGUGAUGGAUGUAAGCAGAAGGUGAAGAAACUGUUGCAGAAAAUCGAAGGGGUGUAUACCACCACCAUAGAUUCGGAACAGGGGAAGGUAACAGUUUCAGGAAACACCGGAGGGGGGAGAAUCGCAAGCCAGAGGGAAGAGAAUCGGACGCUGGAAGGAUGGAUCGAGUUGCAGGCGGCGAGAAAGGCAUUUUCUGGCGAAAAUAAAAUGAAAAAUUCAGUUUCGGAGCAGAGUUUCUAUCUCGAGAGCGAUGAAGAAGAUGUUGAAAAUGCUUCUGGAAAAGGAGAUGAUGAUGGUAAUGAUUCUGAAUCUUCGGAUGGUUCUUCCGUCGAAUGCCAUCUGCAGAAACGGCCUAGUUCUUAUAACAUUUCAUGGCCUCAAAGUUACAGGCAAUCGAUCGAUAUAUACAGUAGCAUACCUUCUCCGAGUAUUGGGUUUCUGGGCACUCCUACAUUGUCAAGAUUAGGAAGUUCUUUCCUUUCAUCUUCACAUAUCCUGGGAAAGCCAUUGUUACCAGCAGAUGAGAAGCAGCAAGAACAGCUACAACAGCGACGCCAGAGUUCUCAUGCUCUGCUUCCUCCUCCCAUUCCUACAAAGAAGCCUUCAGCCAAAAAGGUAUCCCCUGAUCAGAAACCAUCCAAUGUCUCUCAUGGACCACCACUGUCUCAACAAUGCUCUUAUGGACAAGCUGUGCUGAAUGGCGUGAACGUUCUCUGUGGGGUUGGAAUCCUGUCAACUCCCUAUGCAGCAAAGGAAGGUGGUUGGACGAGCCUGUUUAUACUAUUUCUAUAUGCAGUUCUCUCUUGGUAUACUGGAAUUCUAUUGCGCCACUGCUUAGACAGCGAACCUGAACUUGAGACAUACCCAGACAUUGGCCAAGCUGCUUUUGGCACCGCGGGUCGUUUUGCAAUAUCUAUAAUUCUCUAUGUGGAACUCUAUGCUUCUUGUGUUGAGUAUAUAAUUUUGGAGAGUGAUAACUUAUCAGCAUUGUUCCCAAAUGCACAUUUAAACAUAGGUGGGUUUGUGUUGAAAUCCCACCAUCUUUUUGCAUUGAUGGCCACCAUUGUUAUUCUUCCUACUGUGUGGCUUCGGGAUCUUAGCGUUCUCAGUUACUUUUCAGCUGGGGGAGUCAUUGCAUCUAUAUUGGUUGUUCUCUGCUUGUUCUGGGUGGGACUGGUGGAUCAAGUUGGCUUUCAAAACAAAGGGAAUAUGCUAAAUAUCUCAACCUUUCCAGUUGCCAUUGGCCUUUAUGGUUAUUGCUACUCUGGACAUGCUGUCUUCCCAAAUAUUUAUACUUCAAUGGCAAAGCCAAGCCAAUUCCCAUCUGUUCUCCUAGUAGCUUUUGGUCUUUGUACAUUGAUGUAUGGUGGAGUUGCUUUCAUGGGAUACACAAUGUUUGGGGAGUCAACAGCAUCUCAAUUCACUCUUAACAUGCCCCAUGAUUUAGUUGCAUCAAAGAUUGCUGUCUGGACGACGGUGGUUAACCCAUUCACCAAAUAUGCAUUAACCAUGACCCCAGUGGCAAUGUGUUUCGAGGAACUGAUACCAGCAGAUAGUCUAAAAUCUCAGAUGUACUCAAUCAUCAUCAGAACAUCUUUGGUGAUCUCUACCUUGCUUGUGGGUCUAACCAUCCCCUUCUUCGGUCUUGUGAUGGCAUUGAUUGGAUCAUUAUUUACAAUGCUUGUGACUCUGAUACUUCCUUGUGCUUGCUUUCUGAGCAUCUUAAGGGGUAAGGUGAACCUGCUGCAGGUGUUAUUGUGUAUUUUGAUUAUUACAGUGGGCGUUGCAUCAUCUGCCUUUGGGACCAUCUCAGCGAUCUCUAAAAUAAUAGAGAGCUUGAGCUAAAGUAUCAGAGAUCUUCCAACGAUAAGGAAUCACUCAUAUUAUAUAUACUAAACAUAUUGACCUUCCAUUUUCAAUUUUGGUGCGUAUUUUGGCUAGUGAGAAAGAAUUUUUUUGAAGGUUAAAAAAUAUAGAAAAAAUAUAGACUAUAAAUAGAUUAGUUACAAUAAUUUUAUAAUUCGAAGAUUUAGCAUUUAGAAAUUACUAAUUUGAGUUGGCCCGAUUAGGGUCCGUGAUGUUUGUUUGAAGAUUAGGAAUAACAGUGGAAAAUCAUAUUUAAUGGUUUAUUAGUUGAGGAAGGCAACCAAAUUUGAUUUGUGACCAA